Fusarium venenatum is the source of this 564-nucleotide messenger RNA. The record is from RefSeq and is a predicted model, not a curated record. NCBI's taxonomy places the organism in Eukaryota, Fungi, Ascomycota, Sordariomycetes, Hypocreales, Nectriaceae.
AUGCAAAUCAUUCGACUCUCCCUUUUCGCUGCCGCCAUGGCUGGCUCCGUUAACGCCGCCAAGCGUAACAUUAACUCUUGCACCUCAGCUGCCAGCGGCCUUAUCGAGGUCAUAAGCAAUAUGCCCACCGCUAACAAGACUCUUAAAAGCUUCCUCGCCAAGCAGACCGAUUUCGCUGACGUCGCUGAGUCCUGCAUUAUCCUAGCUGUUACUGGGUCCAUAGCCACUGCCUAUACCUCCUACGCCAAGUCUAUAGAGAGCUGGGUUUCUGAAUUCAAGGAGGAUCUUUCUAGCGUUUAUAAUGCUUGCAGUGAUAUCCCUGAGGUUCAGGAGCAGCUUUCUUCUUAUGCUAUUCCUGCUACCGCUUCUGCUACUAAGACUAGUACUGCUACUGCCAAGGCUACCAACUCUGUUACUGAAGCUGCCACUGGCUCAGUCACCGAGACUGCUGCAAGCACUGCCACCCCUACCAGCGUUGCUGAGAACUCUGGAGCUCGCGGUACUGGGCUUGGAGUUGCUGCUGUCGCCGCCAUCGCAGGCCUUGCCUUUGCUGGAGCUUACUAA